AUGGAUUUUGACAGAGAAGCUGAUCAAGAAUUGGAAUUUUCCACUUCGAAAAAUGUGGAAGUUUGCUCCAGUUUUGAAGAUAUGAACUUGAAAGAUGAACUUCUAAAAGGGAUUUACAGUUAUGGUUUUGAAGCACCAUCAGCCAUUCAAUCACGAGCCAUUUUGCAAAUUAUUUCUGGGAGGGACACUAUUGCUCAAGCACAGUCUGGUACUGGUAAGACUGCCACUUUCUCGAUUGGUAUCUUAGAAGUUUUAGAUACAAAGGUUAGGGAUUGUCAGGCAUUAGUAUUAUCUCCAACCAGAGAAUUGGCAACCCAAAUUCAAAAUGUUGUUAAGUCUUUGGGGGAUUAUAUGAAGAUCCAAUGCCAUGCGUGUAUUGGUGGUACACACGUUGGAGAUGAUAUCAAACAAUUAAAUAGGGGACAACAUAUCAUUAGUGGGACACCGGGGAGAGUGUGCGAUAUGGUCAAGAAGAGAAAUUUAAACACCAGACACAUAAAGAUGUUGAUUCUUGAUGAGGCGGAUGAAUUGUUAUCCAAAGGUUUCAAACAACAGAUAUAUGAAAUUUACAGAUACUUGCCUCCUGGAACCCAGGUGGUAGUUGUUAGUGCCACUUUACCAAACGACGUGCUAGAGAUGACCUCUAAAUUCAUGACCGAUCCUGUGAAGAUCUUGGUUAAAAGAGAUGAAAUCACUCUUGAGGGUAUCAAACAGUACUAUAUCGAUGUUGAUAAGGAAGAAUGGAAGUUUGACACCUUAUGUGAUUUGUACGAUUCUCUUACAAUUACUCAGGCAGUGAUUUUCUGUAAUACUAAAAAGAAGGUUGAUUGGCUUGCAGCAAAAAUGAAAGAGGCCAACUUCACAAUAGUGUCGAUGCACGGUGAUAUGAAACAAGAUGAAAGAGAUCGAAUCAUGAAUAACUUCAGAUUGGGGAAUUCCAGAGUUUUGAUUUCCACUGAUGUUUGGGCAAGAGGUAUUGAUGUGCAACAAGUUUCUUUGGUCAUUAAUUAUGAUUUACCUACUGAUAGAGAAAACUAUAUCCAUAGAAUUGGUAGAUCUGGUAGAUUUGGUAGAAAAGGUGUGGCCAUCAACUUUGUUGCUAGUGAAGACGUUGGCGCGUUACAUGAUAUCGAGCAGUAUUAUAGUACCCAGAUUGAGGAGAUGCCGGUAAAUGUCAGUGAAGUUAUGUGA
Messenger RNA from Saccharomycopsis crataegensis, 1191 nucleotides. RefSeq names its product ATP-dependent RNA helicase FAL1 (gene FAL1). Lineage: Eukaryota; Fungi; Ascomycota; Saccharomycetes; Ascoideales; Saccharomycopsidaceae. Gene Ontology annotation, molecular function: mRNA binding; ATP binding; RNA helicase activity. The coding region runs from base 1 to 1191 and encodes 396 amino acids. Gene Ontology annotation, cellular component: catalytic step 2 spliceosome; nucleolus. The transcript has a single exon. The record is from RefSeq and is a predicted model, not a curated record.